AUUUAUUUUUUUUUUUUUCCCGUGCAUCAGACGACAGACAGGUCACGGACAGUCGGACACGGACAUAACUGUGAAAAUACAGAACUAUCAUUCAAGGAUAAUGUAUCCUUAUUGAAAUUUUAAGAAAUCACAGGUUCUGCCAGCCAUAGUUUCCAUACCUCCUGUUGACGACUCUAUGGAUAAUGAAAACUAAUAAGAUGUAAUGGAAAGGCCUCGCAGGAAUCCCCGUCCCCCUGGUGCCCUCAGUGACUACCUGACUGUGGUGGAGGCUGGAGAGAAGAGUAUUUGUGUGGAGGAAAGCAUUGAGGAGCAGCAGCUGCAACAGCAGCAGAAACAGCAGCAAGAGGAUGAGGAACAAGAGGUGGAGGUAGAAGCCAAAGACACCAACCAAACAGAAGUGGACAGAAAGCUCCUUCUGUCUCAGCCAUACAAAUGCAAGGAGUGCAAAGCUCGUUACCGCAGCAGAGUUGCUCUGCUUCGUCAUGCUGUCAAGCAUAGUGGAGAGAAGCCAUUUGUGUGUUGUGAGUGUGGGCGUGGCCUCUCCAGCCAGUGUGCCCUCACUGAACACAUGAACAUCCACACCAAUAACAGGCCUCACAGGUGUGAGGAGUGUGGCCUAGAGAGCCGGCAGCUGAGUGUUCACCUGCGACACUUGCUGACUCAUCAGGCCCAGCCACAGCACAAGUGUUCAGUCUGCUCCAGGUCAUUCAAGCAAAAUGAGUACUUAAAGAAGCACAUGCGCAAACACACAGGGGAAAAGCCAUUUGUGUGUGAAUUGUGCAGUAAAUCAUUCACAUGCAAGAGUGAGCUGAACCGCCACAGCAAGCGCCACUCCUCUGAGAGACCCCACUCCUGUGCUGACUGUGGCAAAAGUUUCAAGAUGAGGCACAACUUACACAAGCACCUGAGGGCGCAUGCUGGGACACAGCAGUGGAAGUGCCUCUUGUGUUCAGCAGUCUUCUCCAAACUUAAGCUGCUGGAGGAACACAAGAGAUCUCAUCUAGAAACAGUACAGCAGCUGCAGAUCAGCAGGCCAGAUGAUGGUGUGCUGGUCAUCUCGGCUGAAGGGGAUGAUCGCCGCAGGCUGCCAACCGUCCACACCAUCAUAGUUCCCAAAGAAAGUCUCACUACUGAGAAUAGUGAUGUCAACUCAAAAAAGCACCUGAGGAUAAAUGGCACAAGCUUGCCACUUGAACUAAUCCUCAAAUCUGUUGCAAAAGGAGGGAAUAUUAAGAUCAAGAUUAUAGACAAACCAGCACAUCCCAAGAUACAGUCCUGUGCUACCACUGAGAAUAUUGUUGAACUUGUGGAUGAAGAUGUCAACAAGCCUGGAGGACUCAGCCUCUCCAAGGAUUCCACUCACCACCUGCAAGAGACCAGUUCACCACAAGAUAGUGCUAUGCAGAGUGUGAAUCAAGAAGCUGUGAAGGUUGCAAGUGUGCUGAGUGUGCCAGCCAGCAUACAGAGCCAUUGCCUUUCCAAACACUACCACCAGGUCAAUCCAUCAUGUUCAGACUACUGCUGCUGGCUGGCCACCUUUGUCUCAUUUUGCCAGCAACUCUGUCCACCCUUUGAUCCAGAGAUUUGCAAACACCUAAGCUUCAUGACAACAGCAUUGCAAAAUUGCCUCCUGCAACAGCCUGGCAGUUCAGAGAUAUCCCGGAUGGGGGAGCUUGGGAGUGCACUGGCCUGCCACACACAUACUCAAUACCAGUUCAUCUAUAAGCAGUACAGGGCAAUGCAGGAGGUGCUCACCACGCACUUUGCUCACUACGUCACUGAUGCUAAUUAGUAGGUAAGUCAGGAGGCAGUUGUUGCUACACUUGUUUAUCUUUUAGUAUAUUUUUUUCAUGGCAUAUUUCAGUGUAGGAAUAAAGGUACAGAAGAGGAAGACCCCAGUAUCUUUACUAGUCCUGUUACAGCCACUGUCAAUGAAAGUGGUGCACUAAGGUUUGGUUACAUUUUGUGGCACAUUUGCCAUGUUUUUGCUUUGUUUCUUAUAUUACUCAGUAUCACCUAUGUCAGAUUUAGCUAUUUUCACCUGCCAUUUUUCUUUCAUUCUCCUAUCAUCUACCAUCCAUAUAUAUACUUUAAUACCUGGUGUAGUCUCAUUCACUCACAAUUUUCUCCUACUCCUCUAAAUUCUUUCGCCUCUUUCUCAGAUAUAAGUGAAGUAUCAUACGCAAACAGCACCAUUCUCAUGUUCACUUACCUUUUAACAUCAUCCAUACAUUAAGGGGAGAUUAUACAUCAGUGCCAUAGUUUUACUUGCAUAGGAAGUUAUUUACUAAUGCUUCUUCUCACCUAUAUUAAUGGUAAUUUGCUAACUUUCUUAGCAACUCUGAGGUAUACACCUCAAUUUCUUAUGCAUGUCCUUUUUUCCAGGCUUUAAACUCUUAUCAUAAACAUAUUUGUAAAGGAUCCAGUUUCAUCUAGUCUGUUGAUGGCUCAGUGAUUGAAAACUGUACAUUUCAGUCACUUACACACCAGAAAGGACUGAUUGUAAAAGAAGGUCAGUGUAACACUAUUGAUCCUUCCUAAAAGCAAGUUAGGACUGAAAAUAUAGAUCCCCACUGGAUUUGAGGUAAAGAAAAUAUAGAGAUUAUUCUGUACAUGUAUUCUCAAGCGGCACCUCUUACACAAGCGCUUCUCUAGGCUACCUACAGUGGGGAGCACCACCCCAUAGGCAAGCAGAUCAUGAGCUAGCUACUGCAGUGAGACAUUGCAGAGCCUCAGUUGCCACACUGCAGGGAGACGGGAAUGUUGAGUGUGUAUGAUGGACAUGUGCCACAGUGACUCCCAGCUCACUACACAUUCAUGAUGACAUGGCUAUAUGUCAUUACAGUUAAUCUUUCAUAUGAAAAUACAUGAAGGAAAUUUGACUUAAAAAUGUAGCUAGUAUUUGAGCACAAGUCACCAAUAUUUGCAUACAUGGACUAUGUGAUUUUGACUGCAGAGCUACUGUAUAUAAGAGAUCGUAUACAGUUUAAGGCAAUAACUUUACCAAGUGAAGGAUGUAGGACUCCACACAAACAUAGAAGAGAUAUAAAAGAGAACUACCUCACUUAGCCGUCCUCUAGCAAGGAGACAAGUUCCUGUGGUCCACCGAAUCUGCCACAAGUGGCCAAGUCUUCGCUUAGUCUUCAGCAUGCCGGAUAGAUAAUAAAUGCAGUGAUGCAUUGGGCAGUGUGAGAUUUCUUGUUUGGUACAAGUUUAGAAUCUAUUGUUUUCUAGCAUAUUGGAUUGUCAUUAGUACAGAAAAAUAGUGUCAGACACUUUGUUAGACAGUAACAAAUUCUACAAAUCUUUCUCCAUUGACCUGGACUGCUUGUGUCAGACAAAAUGUGUUCUGUGCCAAUACAGUUCUGCAAAGUUGACCACCACCACCACCACCACACACCGCAAUAUGAUCACCUGGCUUUGCUUGCUACAAAGAGCAGUACAUAUAUAAAAGUUUGAAAUUUAUAAUUACAACUCAAUUUGUGAUCAUGCUGCAAAUAUGUAAAUGUAUGAAUUUUGUACCCUUCCUAAAGAGCUUAAUACUAAGCAGGUGUUCAUAUAAGUGAAGAUGAUGCACAGUCAGUUACUUGUACACUGUGAAAACAAUGAGUGCUGCAGUGCCACUAUGAGGCACACAUGGUGGUGAGAAUGAGUGCUACCCUCCACUAAGCACUCCUGAAGACCUUAGGGUGCCAGAUGCUAGUGUAGUAAAACAAACAUCACCAAUGCUGCCAUGACUCAGCUGUCAAUUUAAGUUGAUAAUACAGUGGUCUUUCAAACACCACAUCAUACUUGUGUGGUGUGUCUGAUUAAAGUGAGCUGCACUGUGAUGGACCAGCAGCACUGCUAUCACUUUGGAGCCUCAUGAAGACCUCAUUUAUUAUGCACAAAUAUACAGUUGUGCUUCCUUCCUUAAUUCCAUUGUGAUACAGAAUCUCUCAAGACAAUAACGAAAUCAGGCAGACACAAGGCUUGCUUGGGCAUAAUACUGAUAAGAAGAUCCAACAAAUCUGUUUAAAAUAAUGAAUGGCAAUAUACCAAAUGAAGUGUGGAAACCACCAGGAAAGAACACCUUUGGCUAAGUAAUGUCAAAAGUUAAAGCUAUAAGUAUUUCACAGGGAGUUUUGCUGUAACUAGCAGGUUAUUAAUAUGACAAAAACAGCAGGCAUGAAAUAUCCAUAAUAUUAUGUAGUUACCCAAAGAAGAGCUGUACUACAAAAGAUUUCAGAUGAGUUGGACCAUAACAAAGGUUAUUCCCAAAACAAGCCAUUCAGGUUGCUUAGCAAAAUAACUGAUAUUGAAAACUGGCCACUUAUGCUGGAGAGGAAAAAAAAAAAAGUAUAUAGAUAAAGCAUGAAAAAGAUGCUCAAUCAAUUCAACUUUGGCAAGAUGAACACACACAUGCACUCUCACACACAAAUACGUACAGACAGGUGACUAGUGACACACUGACAGCUACACACCAGUUUCCUGCUGCUCUGAAAGCCACUAUCAGCCAUCCUGUGUGUAGUGCAUUUGCCACAUCACAACACUCACACACACUCUUAAUGUCAUACUAAGGCAGCAUUACAGGGACCUUCUACCCAAUACAUUAUACAGGCUCAAUUUGAUCUGAACAUAAACUUACAUGUCUAGGUUUGCUUAAAAAAAAUAUAAUCUUAUUAUAGUAAAACAUUUGCAUUCUCAUUUGGGUAAGCACAUACUAUAUCUAUAAUUAUAAUAAUGCAUAUAUAGAUAUUUGGAUAUAUUUAGAUAUAGUUUUCUAUGACCUCAAAAAAGUACAAAUCCCCAUUACAUUAGCAAAAUGAUAACCUUAUGCUGUUCAAGUCUUUGGGAGUGAAAGGGAUAUGCUGUUGUGCAGAUCUCUCUGGAAAGUGACAACAAGAGUCAUUCAUUCUUCUCUCCUUCCUGUCUGGUACUCCAUACUUCCCAUAUUCCCUCACUACACUCACAUGAAUCUGUUCCCACACAAGACAAGACAACCAUCCAGAUCUUUACUCACUCAUUUUUCCUGAGUACAAACUUGUCAUCCACAUGCAUACCACCAAUAUAUCCACCACAUAGAUAUGAGGCAGGUAGUACUACAUGCUAGGGUGACAUGGUAAAAGCUGACAAGUUAUGAGCUAAAUAUGAAUGAGGUAUGGCAGAGGAAGGCCAUCAUGUGAGUCCCAAACCUUAGCACAGAAUAAUACAAAAUGCAAGGUGCUGGAAAGUGAUAAUGGCAGCUAAUAGACUUUGCUUCCUAGCAGUCUCUUCUCUGCCUGAUCCAAGUCACUUUUACUCUUCUUCAUGAACACAAAAUGAAUACAUCCUCCAUAAUACCUCAAGCACUCUCCUUCAACUAUACAUCUACCUCACCUCAAACACACAAUGUCUUCUUUGCCACAAGAACAAACACAUCUACUACACUCACAAACAAAGUCAUCUUCCCUUCUGACAUAUAGAAAACCUUCAAUUAGUCUGCCUUUGUACAAAGGAGGCUUCACACCCUUUGAACACAAAACUAUAAAUCUAAGGACUUAGAAGCCACUGAGCUCCUCCCACAAAACAAAAUAAUUUUCUAAUAGCCCACUAAAGCACUAACUACUUGUGCAGCACGCAGGCUGCCCUUCACCACCACUGCUUCCACAUGUGUUGCCUUAUAGAAUGGUGAGAAAGACUUCCUUGGCAGCCUCUUACCAUUUUAGAGCUUAAAUUAAUUUGUCUUCCUUUAAUAACACUUGGCUCUCUCUCUCUCUCUCUCUCUCUCUCUCUCUCUCUCUCUCUCUCUCUCUCUCUCUCUCUCUCUCUCUCUCUCUCA
This is a messenger RNA of Portunus trituberculatus (swimming crab), 5800 nucleotides long. Its product is annotated as zinc finger protein 771-like. Gene Ontology annotation, biological process: regulation of transcription by RNA polymerase II. Bases 203 to 1792 code for a protein of 529 amino acids. The record is from RefSeq and is a predicted model, not a curated record. Lineage: Eukaryota; Metazoa; Arthropoda; Malacostraca; Decapoda; Portunidae. The transcript has 9 exons. Gene Ontology annotation, molecular function: DNA-binding transcription factor activity; RNA polymerase II cis-regulatory region sequence-specific DNA binding.